GGACGAGAAAGAAAGGGAAACAAAAAAAAGAGAAAAAAAAAAGAAGAAGAAAGAAGGGCCGAAGCCGAAUAUUCUUUACCGUUUCUGUGUGCUUCCUCUCUCAGAUUCAUACCUGACGACGGUUCGUACUUGGGUGCUCCGCCGUUAGGAGUCGAUCUCCGUUUCAUUACAUCUUCCCCUUCUUUUCCGGGUGUACCCAUCUCGUUCAAUUUGGUUGAGCCAACGCGGUUUGCCUGGAGGGAGGCAGAGGCAAGUUCUCUCAGAGGAGAGGGAGAGUGAGAGGGGGAGUCGAUUUUUCGUGCUAGCGUCAGUCGAUGAUUGCCGUAAGUGUUUCCAUGGUGGGAAAUUGAGCCGGUCGAUGGCGGAUCGAGGUCCACGAUGAGGGUGGAUGAGACACCUUCUUUUUCUCUCCGUUGGUCGUCGUCGCUGUUGCUGCUUAAGGGAACAGAAUGGCAGCUCCGAGGAUUUUCGUUAACGAAAUGGGCGGGGGGCAGCGGGACGAGGAGAAGGCCGACGUCGAAUCUCCGACCGCCAAGAAAUCGGCUCAGCCGGAGAUCAGAUUGAGUCAAUGGGAGAUGACGGCCGCCUUCUGCGUCUUCUUCCUCUUCGUCAUUGGACUCUCCUGCAUCUACCUGACCAUGCCCACCGCUGAGUACAACAAGAUCAUCAGGCUGCCGCGCACCUUGUCCGAUCUGCGAGUCCUAAAGGGACAUAUUGCGUUGUAUGCAAGGGACUAUCAACUUCGGUUCAUUCUGGGCUACUGUUCUAUCUAUAUAUUCAUGCAAACUUUCAUGAUUCCUGGAACCAUUUUCAUGUCGUUACUUGCUGGAGCUCUUUUUGGUGUAGUCAGAGGUGUAGCUUUAGUAGUUUUUACUGCCACUGCGGGGGCAUCAUCCUGCUAUUUCCUCUCUAAAUUAAUCGGCAGGCCUAUAAUCUUCUGGUUAUGGCCCGAAAAAUUGAGGUUUUUCCAAGCAGAGAUAGCAAAGCGCAGAGAUAAGCUGCUCAACUAUAUGCUCUUCCUGAGGAUAACACCAACUCUUCCUAAUACAUUUAUCAAUGUAGCUUCUCCAAUUGUUGACAUACCUUUCCACGUGUUUUUCCUUGCAACACUUGUUGGUCUUAUUCCAGCUUCUUACAUCACUGUUAGAGCUGGCCUUGCUCUUGGGGACCUCAAGUCUAUGAGGGAUUUAUACGACGUGAAGACUUUGGCGGUUCUGUUUCUCAUUGGUUUUAUCUCUAUAGCCCCCACCAUCAUGAAACGGAAGCGGACAUACGAAUGAAGUUUUUUUUCCUUUUUUGUUAUCAAAUGUUAGCCAAGGAAUGCAUUUUUACUUUUGUUUAACAAGUGAAAAUUUUAUAGUUAUUAGGCAUUCAAUAUAGCCAAGGAAUUUGUAAAAUUGUA
This is a messenger RNA of Nymphaea colorata (pocket water lily), 1402 nucleotides long. RefSeq lists its product as uncharacterized. Gene Ontology annotation, cellular component: endoplasmic reticulum. The record is from RefSeq and is a predicted model, not a curated record. The coding region runs from base 450 to 1280 and encodes 276 amino acids. The transcript has 4 exons. NCBI's taxonomy places the organism in Eukaryota, Viridiplantae, Streptophyta, Magnoliopsida, Nymphaeales, Nymphaeaceae.